CUUCCAUAGACGACCUUAUGGCUGUGCCAUGCUCUUCGCGCGACUGUCCCAACGAGGCCUCUUCUCUCAAAUGUCCGCUCUGUCUCAAAGAAGACAAAGUAGUUCCCUUUUGCGGCCAGGACUGCUUCAAGCGCAACUACAGGCGUCGCAUAAGCUUGAGCAUACACAUGAACCAUUCGCAAAGUAUAAGUAUACAGGGCCUCUGAGGGCUUCUUAUCCACUCAGCGCAAAAAGGCUCGUGCCAGACCAUAUUGCAAAACCAGACUAUGCGACACACAGCGAGGGACGUGCCAUGUCGGAGGAAAAGUCACGAAGCAAGGGACCCCGUAUCCACAAUGCAGAAGAAAUUGAAGGCAUGCGGAAAGUCUGCAGGCUGUCUCGGGAGGUGCUCGACGCUGGUGCUGCUGCUAUUGCACCGGGCGUAACAACGGAUGCGAUUGAUGCAAUUGUGCACCAGGCUUGCAUUGACCGUGGUGCAUAUCCUAGUCCAUUGGGUUACUACAAGUUCCCCAAGAGUCACUGUUCCAGUGUCAAUGAAGUCAUUUGCCAUGGCAUUCCGGACAGACGCCCACUGCAGGACGGCGAUAUCGUCAACCUCGACAUAUCCAUCUACUAUAAUGGCUUUCACGGCGACUUGAACGAGACGUACUAUGUCGGUGACAAGGCAAAGCAAGACAAGGAUAAUGUUCGUCUAGUUGAAUGCGCCCGUGAAUGUCUCAACAAGGCUAUUGCAAGCGUCAAACCAGGCACACCCUUUCGUCAAUUUGGUAAAGUCAUCUCUGACCAUGCCAAGACGCAAAAAUGUAGCGUUGUACGCACAUAUUGCGGCCAUGGCAUCAAUCAGCUCUUUCACACAGCGCCGAGCAUUCCUCACUAUGCCAAUAGCAAAGUACCUGGUAUGUGUACGCCCGGUAUGAUAUUCACGAUUGAGCCAAUGAUCAACUUGGGCUCGUACCAUGAUCAGACUUGGCCUGAUAAUUGGACGGCCGUCACGCAGGAUGGUAGGCGCAGUGCACAAUUUGAGCAUACCUUGCUGGUGACUGCGGACGGAGUAGAAGUGUUGACUGCUAGAAUGGAGAAUAGCCCUGGCGGACCGGUCGCCUAGACGUACACAUCAUAAAAUAUGCCACGCUUGCUGAUCACGGGC
This is a messenger RNA of Protomyces lactucae-debilis, 1147 nucleotides long. RefSeq names its product methionine aminopeptidase. Gene Ontology annotation, molecular function: metalloaminopeptidase activity. Bases 29 to 1105 code for a protein of 358 amino acids. The record is from RefSeq and is a predicted model, not a curated record. Gene Ontology annotation, biological process: proteolysis. The transcript has 2 exons. NCBI's taxonomy places the organism in Eukaryota, Fungi, Ascomycota, Taphrinomycetes, Taphrinales, Protomycetaceae.